Messenger RNA from Lasiosphaeria miniovina, 716 nucleotides. RefSeq lists its product as uncharacterized. The coding region runs from base 147 to 695 and encodes 182 amino acids. Lineage: Eukaryota; Fungi; Ascomycota; Sordariomycetes; Sordariales; Lasiosphaeriaceae. The record is from RefSeq and is a predicted model, not a curated record. The transcript has 2 exons.
GCCUGAGCCUGAGCCUGAGCCUGAGCCUGAGCCUGAGCCUGAGCCUGAGCCUGAGCCUGCUGAAGCUGCUGCAUGUACUGAGCUUGUUGAAGCUGCUGAUCAUACUGAGCCUGUCGAAUCUGCUGGGCAUACUGGGUAUACUGGGCAUGCUGAGCGUGCUGAGCGUGCUGAGCGUGCUGGGGCUUAUCGGGAAUCUGAGGGGAGAAUCGCUGGGGCUGCUGAGGCGGGUGCUGGCCCGGUUGGUAUUGCGAGUGAAGAAUCUGAUGGGGAUGCUGAGGUUGACGAGGUUCCUGGGUUUCCUGUUCCUGAAGUUGGCGGGUGUGGACUUGAUGCGGCGACGGAAAAUUCAGAGGCGACUGGUCCUGCUGGCCCUGGGGGUGCUGAGGCGGCCGAGGCAGCUGAGGCAGCUGGUAGUUGACGUAGUAGGCGGCCUGGUUCUGGGGCCAUUGGCAUUCGGAUCGGGGCUGUGGUGCUGGCCCGCCGUGUCCGAUCGCGAUCGCUUUGCUCCCCGCUCCAUGGUGGUGAGAGACUCGAUUGAGAUGUUAGACUGCGAUGCCAUGAGUCAGGUAUUUUGCGGGUUGACGUUGCAGACAAAGACUGCCGAGAGAAAAUUUGUGCCCUUUUGCUUCGUCGUUUCUUUUUUUUCUUCCUUUUUUUUGCGGACCACGUUUACGUCACGCGCUAGUCUGGAUUAAGGCUGCUCGCAAACAAGACUG